This is a messenger RNA of Cylas formicarius (sweet potato weevil), 2019 nucleotides long. RefSeq names its product sodium-dependent nutrient amino acid transporter 1-like. Gene Ontology annotation, molecular function: L-amino acid transmembrane transporter activity. Gene Ontology annotation, biological process: sodium ion transmembrane transport. The record is from RefSeq and is a predicted model, not a curated record. NCBI's taxonomy places the organism in Eukaryota, Metazoa, Arthropoda, Insecta, Coleoptera, Brentidae. Gene Ontology annotation, cellular component: membrane. The coding region runs from base 96 to 1991 and encodes 631 amino acids. The transcript is spliced from 12 exons.
AUUUUUUCAAUUACCGCCCUGGAUGGGGCGUUUGUCGAAAAGCAGUCGCGUUUUGCAGAAAUAUCUGUGAUUUGGAUUUGGAAGUAAGUGUAGUCAUGGCGACGAGAAACGGGCAUAGCAAUAAGGCGUUCGAGUCUGCAGGCGAUGAGGUGGACACGAUAGACCUGUCGCGUGGGACAAGCACCGACGAAGACAGCCGAACGCAGCCGGAUCCCAACAAUGCGGAUCGGGCGACCUGGGGCAAGUCUAUCGAAUUUUUAAUGUCUUGCAUCGCCAUGAACGUAGGCCUGGGCAACAUCUGGCGGUUUCCGUUCGUCGCAUACGAAAACGGAGGCGGGGCUUUCUUGAUACCCUACAUUUUGGUCCUCGUCCUGAUGGGCAGGCCCAUGUACUACUUGGAAAUGUGCCUGGGACAGUUCUCCAGCAGGGGAAACGUUAAGAUGUUCGAGAAGAUGGCCCCGGCCUUAAAAGGGAUCGGGUAUGGCCAGCUGGUCGGCACAGCGUGCAUCGCCACGUAUUACUGCGCACUGAUGGCGAUUUCGCUUUUUUAUCUCUACAAUUCGUUCACAUCGAGUCUGCCGUGGUCCACGUGCCAGGAGGAGUGGCGGAACGUCAGCUGGCUCGCGAACGUAACCUGCGUAGCGUCGAGCAGCUACGACGUAGCCGCCCUCAACGGUUCCGACACCAUGAGCUCCGCAGAGAUAUUCUAUAGGGUGGAAGUUUUAAACGAACGAGUGGACAUCUCGGAGGGUAUAGGCUGGCCGGAGUGGCGACUCACUGUCUGCCUGGUGAUAUCUUGGGCGACGACGUUUGCCGUUUGCGCCAAAGGUGUGCGCAGUUCGGGCAAGGCGUCUUAUUUCCUAGCCCUGUUCCCGUACGUGAUCUUGCUGACGCUGCUGGGACGGGCGGUCACUUUGGAAGGGUCAGGCAAAGGGAUCAUUUAUUUCAUAAACCCCGACUGGCCCAAACUUCUCGACGGCAAGGUAUGGUACGCGGCUGUCAGCCAGUGCUUCUUCUCGUUAAACAUCGGGUUCGGGUCCGUGACGAUGUACUCUUCGUACAACAGUUUCCGCCACAACGUUUACAGGGACGCCAUGGUGGUGACAACGCUGGACACCUGCACGUCGUUGCUAUCGGGAACGAUCAUUUUCGGGAUUCUGGGGAACCUCGCCCAUAAAAUGAACGUGGAGGUGAACCAAGUGAUCAAAUCCGGCGGAACCGGAUUGGCGUUUAUAUCCUACCCGGAAGCGAUCGCCAGGUUCGAGGUGGUACCCUGGCUGUUUGCCAUCUUGUUUUUCUCCGUACUGUUCAUCUUGGGCGUGGGCAGUUUGGUAGCGCUGCAGGGGUGCAUCUCCACCGUCAUCACCGAUUCCUUUCCCCGUCUCAAGGUCUGGCACGUCUCCCUGGCAACCGUGGUCGGUAGUUUACUGGUCGGGUUGUUCUACGUCACCCCCGGCGGUCAGUGGAUAUUCACAAUGGUGGACUUUUUCGGCGGCACUGCCAUUUUUUAUGUCCUCAACGUGAUAGAAAUCAUAUCCGUCUUCUGGUUUUACGGGCUGGAGGAGUUUUGUUUGGACGUCGAGUUUAUGCUGAAAAGAAAGACGAACUUCUAUUGGCGGAUAUGCUGGUGCCUCUUAAUCCCGAUCACUCUCAUCGCCGUCUUCUUUUAUUUCGUCACCACUAUACAAGAACUGACCUACGAGGACAAAAGCUAUCCGACGAGGGUCAUAGUUUGGGGUUGGGUGCUGCUGGCGUUUGGCAACGUCCAGCCGCUGGUUUGGUUCGGUAUCGAACUACUGCGGAGAAGACGAAGAUAUAACAUGACCGCGAAAGACACAUUAAAAUCGUUGUUCGAGCAUACCGGCUGGGGACCGAGGGAUCCAGCCGAAAAAGCCGACUGGUUGGAGUUUAAAAGUUUGCAGAGGACAACGAGGGCGCUGAAGUUGAGAGGAAAACUAGCCGAUAAACUGUGCAGUCUGAUAGGCAGAUGAUGCGUUAUAGCAUAAUAUAUAUUUUUUU